AACUUAAAAAGCUAUAGGCAUCUAUCUGUAGCAACUGUUGAACAAGUGACAACCAUAGAUCUUUCUUCAUUCUCUUCAGAAGGCUCAGGAAAUGAAAAGAUUCUGGAUUUUGAUAUCAAGGAGUUUGAAAAUGACAGCAAUAUAGAGAAGAUUUUAUAUUUUAAUAUCGAAGAGUUUAGAAAUAACAAUAAUAUAGAAGACCUUUUCCAGAAACUGUUUAAAGGUGCCUAG
Messenger RNA from Acaulospora morrowiae, 231 nucleotides. The record is from the annotation of a GenBank genome assembly. NCBI's taxonomy places the organism in Eukaryota, Fungi, Glomeromycota, Glomeromycetes, Diversisporales, Acaulosporaceae.